CGCCCGAGUUACAAGAGCCGCCUCCGCGCGCGGGGGCCCGGCCAUUUGGAGCAGCUCUGCCGCGGGGACUGCACCGUCCGCCCUGCCAGACCCGCCCCGAUUGGGACUCGUCGUCGCCAGCAGUCACAGCACUGCGACCUCCCGGCCCUUCACCGGCUAUGGCUGCGUCCUGGGGCUGAGCCUUCAGGUUGUGUGACCAAGAUUCCCAAAGAGAGAGAGACUGAUACAGAAAGAGAAGAAGGAGGGGCGGGCUCCUGGCAAGGCGUUUGCUCCUGAGAAGAGUCCUGCAAAGAUGGAGAAGGAGGAAGAGACAACCCGGGAGCUGCUACUGCCUAACUGGCAGGGCAGUGGCUCCCAUGGGCUGACCAUUGCCCAGAGGGAUGAUGGAGUCUUUGUACAGGAGGUGAUGCAGAACUCCCCUGCGGCCCGCACUGGGGUGGUCAAGGAGGGGGACAAGAUUGUGGGUGCCACCAUCUACUUUGACAACCUGCAGUCUGGUGAGGUGACCCAGUUGCUGAAUACCAUGGGGCAUCACACCGUUGGCUUGAAGUUGCACCGUAAAGGGGACCGUUCCCCUGAGCCUGGACAGACCUGGACCCACGAAGUCUUCAGUUCCCAUAGCUCUGAGGUGGUUCUGAGUGGGGAUGAUGAGGACUACCAGCGCAUCUACACCACAAAGAUCAAGCCACGCCUGAGGUCGGAGGAUGGAAUAGAAGGGGACCUUGGGGAGACCCAGAGCCGUACCAUCACAGUGACCAGAAGGGUUACAGCCUACACUGUGGACGUGACCGGUCGAGAAGGAGUGAAGGACAUUGACAUCAGCAGCCCUGAGUUCAUGAUCAAGAUACCAAGGCAUGAAGUGACUGAAAUCUCCAACACGGAUGUGGAAACCCAACUUGGGAAAACAGUGAUCCGACUGCCCUCGGGAUCCGGGGCAGCCUCUCCAACCACAGUCUCUGCUGUGGAUAUCCGGGCAGGUGCCAUCUCUGCUUCUGGACCAGAGCUUGAAGGUGCCGGCCACUCAAAAUUCCAGGUCACUGUGCCUGGGGCAAAGGUGGGAAGCCUAGAUGUCAAUGUCAAAGCAAAAGGCUUGGACUUGGGUGGCAAAGGAGGGAUCCAAGUUCCAGGAGUGGAUGUUUCAUCUUCUCUUGGGACUGGCUCAGUAGAGGUACAGGGCCCAUCCCUCCAGAGUGGUGAUAUUGGGAAAAUUAAAAUUCCUACCAUGAAGAUGCCAAAAUUUGGUGUCUCAGCAGGCCCAGAGGGCCAGAUACCAGAGGUAGGGCUGAAUGUUUCUGCACCUGAAUUCUCUGUGGGACAUGAAGGUGACAAGCCAGGCUUGGCUAUUGGGGGAAACAUCCAGGCUCCUCACCUGGGAGUAAGUUCCUCCUCUGUCAAUAUUGAGGGGCUUGAAGGGAAGCUGAAGGGUCCCCAAAUCACUGGGCCAUCACUUGAGGGUGACUUAGGCCUGAAAGGUACCAAACUGCAAGGGAACAUAGGAAUGGAUGCCUGUGCUUCCAAAAUUGAGGGCAACAUCACUGGUCCUAGUGUGGAAAUCGGAACUCCUGAUGUUGAUGUUCAUGGGCUAGGGGGCAAACUGAAUGUGCCCAAGAUGAAAGUCCCUAAAUUCUCUGCAUCAGGUUCAAAGGGAGAGGGAGUUGGCCUUAAUGUGGCACUGCCCACAGGUGAAGUAACCCUUCCUGGGGUCUCUGGGGAUGUCAAUCUGCCUGAGAUUGCUACUGGUGGGCUCGAAGGGAAGAUGAAGGGUGCUAAAGUCAAGACUCCUGAAAUGGUUGUCCAGAAACCUAAGAUCUCCAUGCAGGAUGUGGAUCUGAGCCUCGGGUCCUGUAAACUGAAAGGAAAUAUGAAGGUAUCUGCUCCUGAGGUGAAAGGUGAUGUUAAAGGCCCUCAGGUGGCAGUUAAAGGCUCCAGAGUGGACAUAGAGACACCAAACUUAGAGGGGACCUUGACAGGUCCCAAGCUCAGCAGCCCUUCUGGAAAAAUAGGGGCCUGUAGGAUUUCUAUGGCAGAUGUAGACUUAAAUGUAGCUGCACCUAAGGGGAAAGGGAGUGUAGAUGUCAGUCUCCCCAAAGUAGAAGGAAAAGCCAAAGGUCCUGAAGUUGAUGUCAAAGGCCCCAAAAUGGACAUCAGUGCCCCAGAUGUGGAAGUUCAUGGUCCAGAAUGGAACUUGAAGAUGCCCAAGUUCAGUGUCUCAGGAGUCAAAGGAGAAGGCUCAGAUGUUACUCUGCCCAAAGGAGAUAUCAGUAUUUCAGGGCCUAAGGUCAAUGUAGAAGCUCCAAAUGUCAACAUGGAGGGUCUGGGUGGCAAACUUAAAGGCCCUGACAUUAAUCUUCCUGAAGUAAGUGUCAAGACUCCAAAGAUUUCUAUACCUGAUGUGGAUCUGCAUAUCAAAGGGCCAAAGGUGAAGGGAGAGUAUGAGGUAACAACACCAAAGCUUGAGGGAGAACUGAAAGGCCCCAAAGUGGACAUUGACACCCCACAAGUGGAUGUGCAUGGCCCAGACCUGAAGAUUCCCAAGAUGAAAAUGCCCAAAUUCAGCGUGCCAGGGUUCAAAGCAGAGGGUCCAGAAGUAGAUGUGAACCUGCCCAAGGCUGACAUUGACAUUUCUGGGACUAAGGUGGAGGUCAGUGCUCCAGAUGUAAGCAUUGAAGGACCAGAAGGGAAGUUGAAAGGGCAUAAGUUUAAAAUGCCUGAAAUGAAUAUCAGAGCUCCAAAGAUCUCCAUGCCAGAUGUGGACUUACACUUAAAAGGCCCCAAUGUAAAGGGAGAAUAUGAUGUCACAGUGCCAAGGGCAGAAGGUAAGAUGAAAGUUCCUGAUGUUGAACUUAAAAGUGCUAAAGUGGACAUUGAUGUUCCAAAUGUGGAUGUUCAAGGUCCUGAAUGGCAUAUGAAGAUGCCGAAGAUAAAAAUGCCCAAGUUUGGCAUGCCAGGCUUCAAGGCAGAGAGCCCAGAAGUGGAGGUGGAUCUCCCAAAGGCUGACAUUGAUGUAUCAGGACCCAAGAUGAAUGUCAAAGUUCCAGAUGUGAACAUUGAAGGACCCGAAGGAAAGCUGAAGGAUCCUAAGCUGAAGAUGCCUGAGGUGAAUAUCAAGGCCCCAAAGAUAUCCAUGCCUGAUGUGGAUUUGCAUAUGAAAGGUCCCAAGGUAAAAGGAGAAUAUGAUGUCACAAUGCCAAAGAUAGAAGGAGACUUGAAAGGCCCCAAAGUAGAUGGCAGUGCUCCAGAUGUUGAUGUUCAUGGUCCCGAUUGGAACUUGAAAAUGCCAAAGAUUAAAAUGCCCAAAUUCAGCAUGCCUAGUCUCAAAGGAGAAGGCCCAGAGUUGGAUGUGAACAUGCCCAAGGCUGAUGUGGACAUUUCUGUACCAAAGCUAGAUAUUAGUGCUCCAGAUUUGAACCUUGAGGGGCCAGAAGGGAAGUUGAAAGGCCCCAAAUUUAAGAUGCCUGAGAUGCACUUCAAGGCUCCAAAGGUGUCUCUACCAGAUGUGGACCUGGAUCUCAAAGGACCCAAAAUGAAAGGAAAUCUAGACAUGUCUGCACCAAAAUUAGAGGGAGAGAUGAAAGUUCCAGAUGUGGACAUUAAAGGUCCAAAUGUAGAUAUUAAAGCACCAGAGGUGGAUGGGCAAGGCCCAGACUGGAGCCUGAAGAUGCCAAAGAUGAAAAUGCCCAAGUUCAGUAUGCCUACUCUCAAAGGUGAGGGUCCAGAUGUGGAUGUGAGCCUGCCUAAGGCUACUAUUGAUGUCUCAGGACCUAAACUUGAUGUUGAAACCUCAGAUGUGAGCCUUGAGGGCCCAGAAGGAAAGCUGAAGGGCCCCAAGUUCAAGAUGCCUGAUAUGCACUUCAAGGCCCCAAAGGUUUCAAUGCCUGAUGUGGACUUAAACAUGAAAGGCCCCAAAGUCAAGGGGGACGUGGAUGUGACAGUGCCCAAGGUAGAAGGUGAAGUGAAAGUGCCAGAUGUGGACAUAAAAGGCCCUAAGGUGGGCAUUGAUGUCCCAGAUGUGGAUGUGCAUGGCCCAGACUGGCACCUGAAGAUGCCCAAGAUGAAAAUGCCAAAGUUCAGCAUGCCUGGUUUCAAAGCAGAAGGCCCAGAAGUAGAUGUGAGCCUGCCCAAGGCUGAUCUUGAUGUCUCAGGACCCAAAGUUGAUAUUGAGGCCCCAGAUGUGAGCAUUGAGGGACCAGAAGGGAAGCUGAAGGGCCCAAAGUUUAAGAUGCCUGACAUGCACUUCAAGGCCCCCAAGAUCUCCAUGCCUGAUGUGGACUUGAAUAUUAAGGGGCCCAAAGGAAAAGCAGAUGUGGAUGCAUCAUUGCCUGAGGUAGAGGGUGAAAUAAAAGUGCCAGAUGUGGACAUUAAAGGGCCCAUAGUUGGCAUUGAUGCUCCAGAUGUUGAGGUUCAUGGCCCAGAUUGGCACCUUAAGAUGCCUAAGAUGAAAAUGCCCAAGUUCAGUAUGCCUGGCUUCAAAGGAGAAGGCCCAGAAGUAGACAUCCCCAAGGCCAACAUUGAUGUUUCAGGACCCAAGGUAGACAUUGAUGCUCCAGAUGUAAAUAUUGAAUGUCCAGAUACAAAACUAAAAGGUCCAAAAUUUAAGAUGCCAGAAGUGAACAUAAAGCCUCAGAAGAUAUCCAUGCCAGAUGUUAGCUUGAAUUUGAAAGGCCCUAAGGUAAAAGCAGAACAUGAUGUCUCAGUUCCAAAAGUGGGAGGAGAAAUAAAAGCUCCUGCUGUUGACAUCAAAGGCCCCAAAGUGGAGGCACCAGAUGUGGAAGUUCAUGGCCCAGACUGGCAUUUGAAGAUGCCCAAGGUAAAAAUGCCCAAGUUCAGCAUGCCUGGCUUCAAAGGAGAAGGCCCUGAAGUAGAUGUGAAUCUUCAAAAGGCCAAUAUUGAUGUCUCAGGACCCAAAAUGGACAUUGAUGUUCCAGAUGUGAAUAUUGAAGGGCCAGAAGGGAAACUUAAGGGCUCCAAGUUCAAGAUGCCAAGCAUGAAUAUACAGACACACAAAAUCUCUAUGCCUGAUGUUGGGCUUAAUUUGAAAGGACCUAAACUGAAAAGUGGUGUAGAUGUUUCUCUUCCAAAAGUAGAGGGAGAUUUGAAAGGUCCCGAAGUUGAUGUGGAUGUUGGUGAUAUUGAUAUUGAAUGUCCAGAAGGGAAGCUGAAGGGUCCCAAGUUCAAGAUGCCUGACAUGCACUUCAAGGCCCCUAAGAUCUCCAUGCCUGAUGUAGAUUUACACCUGAAAGGCCCCAAAGUCAAGGGGGACGUGGAUGUGACAGUGCCCAAGAUAGAAGGUGAAAUGAAAGUGCCAGAUGUGGAUAUCAAAGGCCCUAAAGUGGACAUCAAUGCCCCAGAUGUGGAUGCGCGUGGCCCAGACUGGCACCUGAAGAUGCCCAAGGUGAAAAUGCCCAAGUUCAGCAUGCCUGGCUUCAAAGGAGAAGGCCCAGAAGUGGAUGUGAGCUUGCCCAAGGCUGACAUUGAUGUCUCAGGACCCAAGGUGGACAUUGAUGUUCCAGAUGUGAACAUUGAAGGGCCAGAUGCAAAAUUGAAAGGCUCCAAAUUUAAGAUGCCUAAGUUGAAUAUCAAGGCUGCCAAGAUCUCCAUGCCUGAUGUGGACUUGAAUUUGAAGGGGCCCAAACUGAAAGGAGAGAUAGAUGCUUCUGUGCCAGAAAUGGAAGCUGAUCUCAGAGGUCCUCAAGUUGAUGUCAAAGGGCCCAAUGUGGAUGUGAAAGUACCUGAUAUUGAUCUGGAAUGUCCUGAUGCAAAGUUGAAAGGCCCCAAGUUCAAGAUGCCUGACAUGCACUUUAAGGCUCCUAAGAUCUCCAUGCCCGAUGUGGACUUGCAUCUGAAAGGCCCCAAAGUCAAGGGGGACAUAGAUGUGGCAGUGCCAAAAUUAGAGGGAGAAUUAAAAGGCCCAAAUGUGAAUGUGGAAGUGCCUGAUGUUGAUCUGGAAUGUCCUGAUGCAAAGUUGAAAGGCCCCAAGUUCAAGAUGCCUGACAUGCACUUCAAGGCUCCUAAGAUCUCCAUGCCUGAUGUAGAUUUACACCUGAAAAGCCCCAAAGUCAAGGGGGACGUGGAUGUGACAGUGCCCAAGAUAGAAGGUGAAAUGAAAGUGCCAGAUGUGGACAUCAAAGGCCCUAAAGUGGACAUCAGUGCCCCAGAUGUGGAUGUGCAUGGCCCAGACUGGCACCUGAAGAUGCCCAAGAUGAAAAUGCCCAAGUUCAGCAUGCCUGGCUUCAAAGGAGAAGGCCCAGAAGUGGAUGUGAACUUGCCCAAGGCUGACAUUGAUGUCUCAGGACCCAAGGUGGACAUUGAUGUUCCAGAUGUGAAUAUUGAAGGGCCAGAUGCAAAACUGAAGGGCCCCAAGUUCAAGAUGCCUGACAUGCACUUUAAGGCCCCCAAAAUAUCCAUGCCUGAUGUGGACUUACAUCUGAAAGGUCCCAAAAUCAAGGGAGACAUGGAUGUGGCAGUGCCAAAAUUAGAGGGAGAAUUAAAAGGCCCAAGUGUGGAUGUGGAAGUGCCUGAUGUUGACCUGGAAUGUCCUGAUGCAAAGUUGAAAGGCCCCAAGUUCAAGAUGCCUGACAUGCACUUCAAGGCCCCUAAGAUCUCCAUGCCUGAUGUGGACUUGCAUCUGAAAGGCCCCAAAGUCAAGGGGGACAUAGAUGUGGCAGUGCCAAAAUUAGAGGGAGAAUUAAAAGGCCCAAGUGUGGAUGUGGAAGUGCCUGAUGUUGACCUGGAAUGUCCUGAUGCAAAGUUGAAAGGCCCCAAGUUCAAGAUGCCUGACAUGCACUUCAAGGCUCCUAAGAUCUCCAUGCCUGAUGUAGAUUUACAUCUGAAAGGCCCCAAAGUCAAGGGGGACGUGGAUGUGACAGUGCCCAAGAUAGAAGGUGAAAUGAAAGUGCCAGAUGUGGAUAUCAAAGGCCCUAAAGUGGACAUCACUGCCCCAGAUGUGGAUGUGCAUGGCCCAGACUGGCACCUGAAGAUGCCCAAGAUGAAAAUGCCCAAGUUCAGCAUGCCUGGCUUCAAAGGAGAAGGCCCAGAAGUGGAUGUGAACUUGCCCAAGGCUGACAUUGAUGUCUCAGGACCCAAGGUGGACAUUGAUGUUCCAGAUGUGAAUGUUGAAGGGCCAGAUGCAAAGUUGAAAGGCCCCAAGUUUAAGAUGCCUGACUUCAAGGCCCCCAAGAUUUCCAUGCCUGAUGUUGAUUUCAACUUAAAGGGUCCUAAAAUCAAAGGAGAUAUUGAUGUUUCAGUCCCAAAGCUUGAAGGAGAAUUAAAGAGUCCAGAACUCGAUGUCAAGGGCCCCAAACUGGAUGCCAACAUACCUGAAGUAGCUGUGGAAGGCCCAGAAGGUAAAUGGAAAAGCCCCAAGUUCAAGAUGCCAGACAUGCACUUCAAAGCUCCCAAAAUCUCCAUGCCAGACAUUGAUCUUCACUUAAAAAGUCCAAAGAUAAAGGGGGAGGUGGAUGUAGAUGUUCCCAAAUUGGAAGGAGACCUCAAAGGGCCAAAUGUGGACAUGAGUGGGCCAGACAUUGAGAUUGAAGGACCAGAGGGCAAAUUGAAAGGCCCGAAGUUCAAAAUGCCUGAGAUGAACAUCAAGGCCCCCAAGAUCUCAAUGCCAGACUUACAUCUUAAGGGUCCCAAAGUGAAGGGUGAUGUAGAUGUUUCUCUGCCCAAGGUAGAAGGUGACCUCAAAGGCCCAGAGGUUGACAUCAAAGGCCCCAAAGUGGACAUCAGUGCUCCAGAUGUAGACGUGCAGGGUCCAGACUGGCACCUGAAGAUGCCCAAGAUGAAAAUGCCCAAGUUCAGCAUGCCUGGUUUCAAAGGAGAAGGCCCUGAAGUAGAUGUGAACCUGCCCAAGGCUGAUCUUGAUGUCUCAGGACCCAAAGUGGACAUUGAUGUUCCAGAUGUGAACAUUGAAGGGCCAGAUGCAAAACUGAAGGGCCCCAAAUUCAAGAUGCCUGAGAUGAACAUCAAGGCUCCCAAGAUCUCCAUGCCAGAUUUACAUCUUAAGGGUCCCAAACUAAAGGGUGAUGUAGAUGUUUCCCUGCCCAAAGUGGAAGGUGACCUCCAAGGCCCAGAGGUUGACAUCAAAGGCCCCAAAGUGGACAUCAGUGCCCCAGAUGUUGAUGUGCAGGGCCCAGACUGGCACUUGAAGAUGCCCAAGGUGAAAAUGCCCAAGUUUAGCAUGCCUGGUUUCAAAGGAGAAGGCCCUGAAGUAGAUGUGAACCUGCCCAAGGCUGAUCUUAAUGUCUCAGGACCCAAGGUGGAUAUCGAUGUUCCAGAUGUGAACAUUGAAGGGCCAGAUGCAAAACUGAAGGGCCCCAAGUUCAAGAUGCCUGAGAUGAACAUCAAAGCCCCCAAGAUCUCCAUGCCAGAUUUACAUCUUAAGGGUCCCAAACUAAAGGGUGAUGUCGAUGUUUCCCUGCCCAAAGUGGAAGGUGACCUCCAAGGCCCAGACGUUGACAUCAAAGGCCCCAAAGUGGACAUUGAUGUUCCAGAUGUCGAUGUUCAUGGUCCAGACUGGCACCUGAAGAUGCCCAAGGUGAAAAUGCCUAAGUUUAGCAUGCCUGGUUUCAAAGGAGAAGGCCCUGAAGUAGAUGUGAACCUGCCCAAGGCUGAUCUUGAUGUCUCAGGACCCAAGGUGGACAUUGAUCUUCCAGAUGUGAAUAUUGAAGGUCCAGAUGCAAAACUGAAGGGUCCUAAAUUCAAGAUGCCUGAGAUGAACAUCAAGGCCCCCAAGAUCUCCAUGCCUGACUUUGAUUUGCAUCUUAAAGGACCAAAAGUGAAGGGUGAUGUGGAUGUGUCUCUGCCCAAAGUGGAAGGAGACCUCAAAGGCCCAGAGGUUGACAUCAAAGGCCCCAAAGUGGACAUCAAUGCCCCAGAUGUGGAUAUGCAGGGACCAGACUGGCACCUGAAGAUGCCCAAGGUGAAAAUGCCCAAGUUCAGCAUGCCUGGUUUCAAAGGAGAAGGCCCUGAAGUAGAUGUGAACCUGCCCAAGGCUGAUCUUGAUGUCUCAGGACCCAAGGUGGACAUUGAUGUUCCAGAUGUGAACAUUGAAGGGCCAGAUGCAAAACUGAAGGGCCCCAAGUUCAAGAUGCCUGAGAUGAACAUCAAAGCCCCCAAGAUCUCCAUGCCUGACAUUGACUUAAACCUCAAAGGCCCCAAAGUGAAGGGUGAUGUGGAUGUUUCCAUUCCAAAUAUAGAGGGUGACUUGAAAGGCCCUUCUCUUGACAUAAAGGGCCCAAAAUUAGAUGUAAAUGCUCCAGAUAUUGACAUUCAUGGUCCUGAAGGCAAAUUAAAAGGUCCCAAACUGAAAAUGCCUGACAUGAAUGUAAACAUGCCCAAGAUCUCCAUGCCAGAAAUUGACUUGAAUUUAAAGGGCUCAAAGGUCAAGGGAGAUGUUGAUAUCUCUGGACCCAAGCUGGAGGGUGACAUUAAAACUCCCAAGGUGGAUGUAAAGGGCCCAGAACUGGACAUUUCUGCUCCUAAAGUCAAUAUUGAUGGGAAAGCAAAGAAAUCUCGUUUUAAGCUUCCUAAAUUUAAUUUUUCUGGGUCCAAAGUUCAGACACCUGAAGUGGAUGUCAAACUUAAAAAACCAGAUGUUGAUAUAACAGCUCCAAAGUUUGAUAUUAAUGCUCCAGAAGUUGAAGUCCAAGGUAAAGUGAAAGGAUCCAAGUUUAAAAUGCCUUUCCUGAGCAUUUCAUCUCCCAAAGUCUCCAUGCCCGAUGUGGAGCUAAACUUGAAAGGUCCUAAAAUCAAAGGAGACUUAGAUGUAUCAGGCCCAAAUUUAGAAGGAGACUUCAAAAGUCCCAAAGUGGACAUUAAAGCACCAGAUGUUCAACUUAAUGCACCAGAUGUGGAUGUUCAUGGUCCAGAAUGGAAUCUGAAAAUGCCCAAGAUGAAAAUGCCCAAGUUCAGUGUGUCUGGUGUAAAAGCAGAAGGGCCUGAUGUGGCUGUGAAUUUACCAAAGGGAGAUAUCAAUAUAGAAGCUCCCAGUAUGAAUAUUGAGGGCCCAGAACUCAAUGUGGAAUGUCCAGAGGGAAGCUUAAAAGGCCCAAAGUUCAAGAUGCCUGAGAUGAACAUCAAAGCCCCCAAGAUCUCCAUGCCUGACAUUGACUUAAACCUGAAAGGCCCCAAAGUGAAGGGUGAUGUGGAUGUGUCUCUGCCCAAAGUGGAAGGUGAGAUUAAAGUUCCUGAAGUUGACAUCAAAGGCCCCAAAGUGGACAUUGAUGUUCCAGAUGUGGAUGUUCAUGGCCCAGACUGGCACCUGAAAAUGCCCAAGGUGAAAAUGCCCAAGUUCAGCAUGCCUGGCUUCAAAGGAGAGGGUCCUGAAGUGGAUGUGAGCUUUCCCAAGGCUGAACUUGAUGUCUCAGGACCCAAAGUGGACAUUGAUGUUCCAGAUGUGGAUGUUCACGGCCCAGACUGGCACCUGAAGAUGCCCAAGGUGAAAAUGCCCAAGUUCAGCAUGCCUGGCUUCAAAGGAGAAGGUCCAGAGGUAGAUGUGAACCUGCCCAAGGCUGACCUUGAUGUUUCAGGACCCAAGGUGGACAUUGAUGUUCCAGAUGUGAAUAUUGAAGGUCCAGAUGCAAAACUGAAGGGUCCUAAAUUCAAGAUGCCUGAGAUUAACAUCAAGGCUCCCAAGAUCUCUAUGCCUGAUAUUGAUCUGGAGUUAAAAGGACCCAAAGUGAAAGGAGCCUUUGAUGGGUCUGCUCCUAAGAUUGAAGGUACUCUCAAAGGACCUGAAAUAGAUCUGAAAGGGCCAGGUCUGGAUUUUGAAGGUCCUGAUGCUAAACUUAGUGGUCCUAACUUGAAGAUGCCAUCGCUGGAGGUAUCUGUUCCUAAAAUAACUGGGCCUGAUGCUAAUGUGCACCUCAAGACACCAAAAGUUGGAAUUUCUGGGCCUAAGUUAGGAGGUGGUGAAGUAGACCUCAAGGGGCCUAAAGUUGAUUUAGAAACGCCAAGCUUAGAUGUCCACAUGGAGAGCCCAGAUAUUAAUAUUGAGGGGCCAGAUGUUAAAGUUCCGAAGUUUAAGAAACCCAAGUUUGGAUUUGGUGCAAAAAGCCCCAAAGCUGACAUCAAGACACCUGCAGUUGAUGUGACUGUCCCAGAAGCAGAGCUGAGUGUUGAUUCUCCUGAAAUAAACAUUGGUGGCAAGGGCAAGAAAAGCAAAUUUAAAAUGCCUAAAAUUCACAUGAGUGGUCCUAAAGUUAAGGCCAAAAAACAGGGAUUUGAUUUGAAUAUUCCUGGAGGUGAAAUUGAUGCCAGUCUCAAAGCUCCUGAUGUAGAUGUCAGUGUUGCAGGACCUGAUGCUGCACUCAAAGCUGAAGUAAAAUCUCCCAAAGUCAAGAAAACUAUGUUUGGAAAAAUGUACUUUCCAGAUGUAGAAUUUGACAUUAAGUCACCUAAAUUUAAAGCAGAGGCACCCCUACCGAGCCCCAAGUUGGAGGGUGAAAUCAAGGUACCAGAUGUGGAUAUUUCUUCACCAGGGAUUAAUAUGGAAGCUCCUGAUAUUCAUGUGAAGGCUCCCAAGUUCAAGGUGCCAAGUGUGGAAGCCUCAGGGCCAAAGAUAGAGGGCAACUUGAAAGGUCUCAAGGUACAGGCAAACUUGGACACACCUGACAUCAAUGUCGAAGGCCCCGAAGCUAAAAUCAAGGCACCCUCUUUUAGUGUUUCUGCUCCUCAAGUCUCCAUACCUGAUGUGAAUGUUAAGUUGAAAGGACCAAAGAUAAAGGGUGAUGUUCCCAGUGUGGGACUGGAAGGACCUGAUGUAGAUCUGCAAGGUCCAGAAGGAAAAAUCAAGUUCCCUAAGUUUUCAUUGCCCAAGAUCAGUGCCCCUGGCAUGAAAAUGGAAGGUGGGAGCCCUGAGAUUUGUGCUCAGAUGCCCUCUCUUGAAGGAGGGUUGAGUACAUCAGGUGUUAAGCUUGAAGGGCCUGAUAUUUCUCUAAAGGGCCCGGGAGUAGACUUGCCUUCAGUGGACCUCUCUAUGCCAAAAGUGUCUGGGCCUGAUCUUGACCUGAACUUGAAAGGACCAAGUUUGAAGGGAGACCUGGGUGCCUCUAGUCCCAGCAUGAAGCUGCAUGCUCCAGGUCUUGACCUCAAAGGUGUUGGUGGAAAAGUACAGAUAGGAGCAGAUGGUGUGAACGUGUCAGGGAUUGAUGCCACCACGGCACUCAGUGUGGGAGCACCAGAUGUGACACUGAAGGGACCAAGUCUACAGGGAGAUCUGGCUGUGUCUGGAGACAUCAAGUGCCCUAAAGUAUCUGCGGCUACUCCUGAUGUUAGCUUGGAGGCCUCCGAAGUUGGUGUCAAACUUCCCCACAUGAAGCUGCCUCAGUUCGGCAUCUCUACUCCGGGGUCUGACUUGGACAUUAACAUCAAGGGGCCACAAGUUUGUGGAGAAUUAAAGGGGUCAGGGAUGGAUGUGAAUCUGAAAGGGCCUCAGAUCUCAGCACCAAGCAUGGACUUUAGCUUGGAAGGACCAAAAGUGAAGGGGGGCCUCGAGGCCGCUGGUGAAUUGAAAGGCCCAGCGAUUGGGGGAGGUCUUCCAGGCAUAAGUAUUCAAGGCCCAGAAGGAAACCUCCAAAUGCCUGGAAUUAAGGCUUCUGGUUGUGAUGUGAAACUCUCAUCAGGGCAGAUUUCUGGUCCCGAAAUUAAAGGAGAUCUGAAAGGUUCAGGAAUAGGUCUCCAUGGGGCUGUUCCCGAUAUCAGUGUCAAGGGGCCUUCCUUUAAUGUGGACCCCAAAGUCAAAGGAGGUGUAGAUGUUUCAGGGGGUGUCAGUGUCCCAGAUAUCAACCUGGGUGAAAGGCAUAUGAGUGUUAAAGGCUCUGGAGUUGAGUGGAAGGGACCCCAAGUCUCCUCUUCUCUAAACUUGGAUACAUCUAAACUUGCUGGGAACCUUCAUUUCUCAGGACCAAAGAUAGAAGGAGAUGUGAAAGGGGGCCAGAUCGGACUCCAGGGUCCUGGGCUGAGCGUGUCUGGGCCACAAGGUCACUUGGAAAGUGGAUCUGGAAAAGUAACAUUCCCCAAGAUGAAGAUCCCUAAAUUUACCUUCUCUGGCCGCGAGCUCAUAGGUAGAGAAGUAGGGGUGGAUGUCAACUUCCCUAAAGUGGAGGCCAAUGUGCAGGCUGGUGCUGGAGAAGGCGAAUGGGAAGAGUCUGAAGUAAAACUUAAAAAAUCCAAAAUCAAAAUGCCCAAGUUUACCUUUUCUAAACCUAAAGGGAAAGGUAGUGUCACUGGCUCACCAGAAGCAUCCAUUUCUGGGUCCAAAGGGGACCUGAAGAGCUCCAAGGCCAGCUUGGGCUCUCUGGAGGGAGAAGUGGAAGCCGAGGCAUCCUCACCCAAAGGCAAAUUCUCCCUGUUUAAAAGUAAGAAGCCAAGACACCGCUCCAACUCCUUCAGCGAUGAGAGGGAGUUCUCAGCACCUUCCACCCCAACUGGGACUUUGGAGUUUGCAGGUGGAGAAGUUAAAGGCAAACAUGCAAAGCUGAAGUUUGGUACCUUUGGUGGCUUGGGAUCAAAGAGCAAAGGUCAUUAUGAGGUUACUGGGAGUGAUGACGAGGCAGGCAAGUUACAGGGGAGUGGAGUGUCCUUGGCCUCGAAGAAGUCCCGACUGUCUUCCUCCUCUAGUAACGACAGUGGGGCCAAGGUUGGCAUCCAGCUUCCUGAGGUAGAGCUAUCAGUUUCCACAAAGAAAGAGUAGUGGGCCUUCAUGAAUGUACAUAUAUAUAUAUAUAUUAAAACAUCAGCCUUGGGUGUGUUUGUAUAUAAACUCCAAAGAGAAACACCCCAGUAGCCUCAGCAAUAGUGGCAAGUGCCGACAAACCAAGUGCCUGGAGGCUCCCGGGACUCUGCAGCUAGGUAAAGAGUUCUAAGUUCACCUGACCCAUGUGCAAAGUCAACAGUAUUUGCCUUAAGAUUUCAGUUUUUUUUGGUUCCUUUUUUCUUUUUUCUUUUGCAUCGGACGCUGAGAGCUCGUGUUUACUAAGCAAGCUUUUGUGUUUUAUCUUCCUUAUUUUUACUGAACAUCCUUAGUAUCUGGGUAAUGGAAACCCACUCUUUUUUUUUUUCAUUGUAAUGACUUUGGGGGCUUAUUGUGAGUAAGGGAGGGUGGGGUAAAAGGUGGCAGAGGAGGCAAGGUCUUCAUUGCUCUGAGGGUUGGGCCCUUGAAGCCCUGGCAUGGCCCCGAGGAGGUGGCAGCCAGUGGGUGGUUGUUUCUCAACCUCUGUAGCAUGACUUUUUAAUCCCCAGGUGUGUUAAUCGCAGCCUAGUUUGGUGCUCGAGGUGAGAGGGGAUUUCAAUCUGUUUGCAAAUUGUCCAACCCAACAGGUCAAUGGGAGGGGCUUACAUUCUGGGUUUGGUAAGAAAAGUGUUCAUUCAUGACCGCUGUGUCCUGAGAAAAGUUCCAAUUUCUUUUAACAAAUGUCAUCAUGAUUAAGGAAAUAUCUGGCAUUUUAAUGGCAAAUUAAUUGAGAAUGUAUGAAAGUCGAUGCUGUUCAAGCCAAAUAAAGCUCUUUAUUAACCCUGA
Mastomys coucha (southern multimammate mouse) is the source of this 14518-nucleotide messenger RNA. RefSeq names its product AHNAK nucleoprotein (gene Ahnak). Lineage: Eukaryota; Metazoa; Chordata; Mammalia; Rodentia; Muridae. The transcript is spliced from 7 exons. Gene Ontology annotation, cellular component: nucleus; costamere; cytoplasm. Gene Ontology annotation, biological process: regulation of RNA splicing. The record is from RefSeq and is a predicted model, not a curated record. Gene Ontology annotation, molecular function: protein binding. Bases 293 to 13693 code for a protein of 4466 amino acids.